AUGGCUCCCGCUGCGUCGAGUUCUGGUGGCGGCCUCUCCGGCCAGGCUUCUGCUGCGUCUUCGCCUGCUCGGUCGUCGUCUUCUGUUCGCGCUGGGUCGACGGCUGCCGGUACUCCGCGUCCAGGCGAUGCCGCACAGUCGGCUGGUGGCGUGCCUCCGCAGCCACUUAUCGAGGCUAUGCGUGGCCACGAGUCUUCGGGAACCCCGGCAACAUCUCGACCUGGGUCUCCUGGUUCUUCUCAGCCUGCUCCCGACAACUCGCGCGGUCGUGGUCAAGUUAUGCGUCGCGGCGCCCUUGAGCAGCUGGUCCGUGAUGCAUGUGAUGAGUCGUCGGAGCGCAUCUUGGCGGUGCUGGGCUCGAACCUGGAGUCUCUCGGCCGUCUCUCGGUGAACCUGCAGCUGGGACCGAGCAUCCGUGGUGAUCGCUGCGUGGAUUCUCGCCUGGCGUCGGCCCGGAACCUCGAUGAAGUGGUUACUGCUGCGGAGCCGAACAUGGAUGUUGGCGAAGGCUCGACGCUGGACAUGGCAACUAUGCGCGCCCGGCUGCACUCUGCUGAGUCAGCGCAGGCUGCUGCAGAGAAUCGGUUGCGGUCCCAGACGUACUCUUUGGAGAACCAGAAGGUAUUCUUGAAGAACGCGAACGACGAGAUCGCACAGCUGAAGAAGGAUGUCGCGCAUCUUCGUCAGCUGGGGGCUCAUUACAUCGUCGAGCUCGAGUCGUCGAACACCGCCGUGGAUGGCCUCAGAGAGUGUUCCGAGCGGCAGGAGAAUCGUGUCAGGGUGGCCGAAGCCUCGCACGCUCGGGCUCUAGCUCAGUUGAAACGUGAGCAGGAGGUCUACAAGGCGGCCGUUGCUUCGUCGACUGCUCAAAGCAGGCGCUUGCACGAUCUGCUGGCUCGCUCGGACGCCGCCGACGACACCGCACCAGCUCGCCUUCGCCGCCGCAAUGAGGACCUCGAAGAGCAAGUGAAGCGGCUGACCCGUGUUAACAAGACGCUUCGCGCUCACGUGCAGCUGGAAGAAAUGAACCCCGACGUCCUGGUCCUCGCCGUAGAAGGUUCGUAG
Messenger RNA from Phytophthora sojae, 1065 nucleotides. RefSeq lists its product as hypothetical. The transcript has 3 exons. Bases 1 to 1065 code for a protein of 354 amino acids. The record is from RefSeq and is a predicted model, not a curated record. NCBI's taxonomy places the organism in Eukaryota, Oomycota, Peronosporomycetes, Peronosporales, Peronosporaceae.